Messenger RNA from Mugil cephalus (flathead mullet), 1459 nucleotides. RefSeq names its product amidohydrolase domain containing 1 (gene amdhd1). Gene Ontology annotation, molecular function: imidazolonepropionase activity. NCBI's taxonomy places the organism in Eukaryota, Metazoa, Chordata, Actinopteri, Mugiliformes, Mugilidae. Gene Ontology annotation, cellular component: cytoplasm. The transcript has 10 exons. The coding region runs from base 76 to 1374 and encodes 432 amino acids. The record is from RefSeq and is a predicted model, not a curated record.
ACAAAUAUUUGCCUGUUUCCUAACUAACCCGAACCCCCGUCUGCUACUAAAGAGUCCUGCUUUCCACGAGCGAACAUGUCCAGAAACUACAGGCUUUUAGUGAAAAAUGCCAAACAGGUGGUUUUGAUCUGCAACAACGGGGAGAAGUACCUGACCAAAUAUGGGAUGCAGAAUAUCUGUGUGAUUGAAAAUGGAAGCAUUGUAAUAGGGAGGGAUGGGAUCAUCGAAGCCGUGGGGCCGACGGAAACCAUCCGAGCUCGGUAUUCGGAGGCUUCCUUUGACAAAAUUAUUGAUGCGACAGGAAUGUGCGUCCUGCCUGGGUUGGUUGACGCUCACACUCAUCCAGUCUGGGCCGGAGACAGAGUCCACGAGUUUGCAAUGAAGCUCGCCGGCGCCACCUACAUGGACGUGCACCGGGCCGGCGGAGGCAUCCACUUCACGGUGGAGCACACCCGGGCGGCCGCCGCCCCCGACCUCCUGGCCUCCCUCCGGGACCGGCUGGUCCGGAUGCAGCGCGCCGGCACCACCCUGGUGGAGUGUAAGAGCGGCUACGGCCUGGAGCUGCAGACCGAGCUCAAGAUGCUGGAGGUGAUCGAGGAGGCCGGACGCUCGCUCCCCAUCAGCAUCUCCUCCACCUACUGCGGAGCCCACGCCGUGCCCAGAGGGAAGACGGUGGCCGAAGCCACAGAGAACAUCCUGCAGGUUCAGCUGCCUCUGCUGAAGGAGCGGAUCAGCGCCGGGACGCUCGCGGUCGACAACAUCGACGUGUUUUGCGAGCAGGGGGUGUUUGACCUCAGCUCCACCCGCUCCAUCCUGCAGGCCGGGAAAGACAUGGGCCUCAACAUCAACUUCCACGGAGACGAGCUGCAUCCCAUGAACUCCGCUCAGCUGGGUGCAGAGCUGGGAGCGUUGGCCAUCAGUCACCUGGAGGAGGUCACGGAUGAAGGCAUCGUUGCCAUGGCGAAAGCAAAAACCGCAGCCGUCCUCCUGCCGACCACAGCCUACAUCCUCCGGUUGCCACAGCCUCGGGCCAGAGACAUGCUGGACGCUGGUGUAAUUGUUGCCCUCGGCAGCGACUUCAACCCAAACGCCUACUGCUGCUCGAUGCCGAUAGUGAUGCAUCUGGCCUGCGUCAACAUGAGGAUGUCGAUGCCCGAGGCUCUGGCCGCCGCCACCAUCAACGCCGCCUUCGCCCUCGGCCGCUCGCACACGCACGGGUCCCUGGAGGCCGGGAAACACGGAGACCUGCUGGUCCUGAACGCCACACGGUGGGAGCACCUGAUCUACCAGCUGGGAGGUCACCAGGAGAUCGUCCGCUACGUCGUCAUCAGAGGAAACGUCGUCUACGACAACGACCGAACCGUGAGCCUGUGACCAUGAAGAUGAAGGAGGAGAAACCUACACUACACCAAGCUGUUACUACAUGUUACCAUAGAAACAAUAAACUUCUUUAAAGACA